AUGAGCGGAUCCCUUAUUCCGCCCGCAAAGCUUAGCGUACGGGACCGACUACGGCAACGCUUCGGGCCUAGAAGCCGCAACUCGUCACCCACCCCAGCAUCGGUCUCAAGCCAGGCGUUGACAUCAUCAGUAGUACAGCCACCAAGUUUACCAUCGACACAGACUUUGGCAUCGUCAAGGCCCCCAUCUGCUAAACUGCUUGCCGCUAACACACCAAACGCCAGCGUUGUUUCCUCAUCAUCGCAGCUGGCAAUUACUCAUCCCUCCUCCAGCAACAACAUCUUGGACAAUGCCCUCAAGCGACUUUCGGAUACCGAACGAUCAACCCUUCGAAAAUAUGUCGCUCUGACUUCCAACGACAUUGACUUUGCGCUUCGGCAAUCUUUGGCUGCGGUUGAGGAGAAACAACGAUACUGCAACGAGAAGAGAUGGAUCUUUACAUUUGCUGGGCGGAAAGUCACUUUGAAAGAGGAGGCUGACAAGGUGAUACGCUGGCUAAACCGAGUCAAAGCCGUGGGCGAUGUCGCCGUCAAUGCAGACCCCAUACAUGCUGGCUUGCCGUGGGCUGGUAUUCGCUUACUGCUCGAGGCCGCCGUCUCUGACGAGAACCAAAUGACUUCGCUCCUCGUUGGGUGCGAAGCCGCUCUGUACAUGACGAACCGACUGAAGGCGUAUAUGGAGUUCUUGCACAGGCUGCCAACAACAUUGACACGAACGAACUUUGAGACUGCCGCGACAGAAUUAUAUGCAUGCAUUCUCCAGUUUCUGGCUCAAGCCAUCCAGAUAUAUCAGAUUUCCACAUUCAAACGCGUACUUCAAGCGUUUUGGGAAGACAGUGACGUCCGGAACUUUGAAAGCAAGUGUAACGAGCUCGGAAUGAGGGUCGAAAUCGAGGCGAGCAAUUUUGACCGCAGCUUGAGUGCUCAAGACCGAGAGCUUACUGAAAAACUUCAGGAAGAUCUAGGGACCGUACUCCAGAAGCUCAAAUAUUUCCGCCAGAUUCAGGAAUCGCUAAAUCGACUGGAGAUUAAGCUCGACUUGGACAAGCUGCCAUAUGCUAAAGGAGCCAUGUUCAAUUCUUAUGGUGACGAUCACGUUACCUGUCAUCCUGCAACUCGGGUCGAUCUACUACAUCAAAUCCAGGAUUGGGCUCAACAACCAGACAGUAAGAGCAUCUUCUGGCUCAAUGGUGUGGCGGGCACGGGCAAGUCGACCAUAUCUCGGACCAUCGCAGAGUGGCUGGAUAGUCAAGGUCAUCUUAGAGUGGUCGACCUCGGGGCGAGCUUUUUCUUCAAACGAGGCGAAGGCGACCGGGGUUCCGCUUCACGAUUCUUUUCCACUGUUGUCCGUCAACUCGUGUUAAAGAUACCCGGACUGGGUGAUCUUAUCGCCGACGUGAUUACCUCUGAUCCGCUCAUUUUCGACAAGGCGUUGGGUGAACAAUUCGACAAGUUGCUGUAUCAGCCAAUAUACAAAGCGAACGUCACUCCCAAUAAUUGUCCUAUUCUGGUCUUAGUGGUUGAUGCUCUAGACGAGUGUGAGAAAGAGGUUGAUAUUAAAACCAUCCUUGAAUUAUGGUCUCGGAUACGUCGGAUUUCGACUAUUCGUCUAAGGCUCUUUUUAACGAGCCGACCGGAGCUGCCCAUUCGACUAGGAUUCAAGGGCAUGUCUGUCGACGCCUAUCAAGAUAUGUCUCUGGAUGUCCAUCAGGAUAUCGUUCUCUAUGAUGCGGUCCCCCGAACGACAAUUCAACAUGACAUCUCAACCUUUCUGAAAGACGCCUUUUCGAAAUUUCGGAAUGAAUACAAUGCUGACCCGCCUUCGGAGACGCCACUCGAUCGUGACUGGCCAGGUGACAAGGUUCUUGAAGCUUUGGUUAACUUAGCUGUCCCACUGUUUAUCGUUGCCGCCACUGUGUAUCGUUUUGUGAGUGACAGAAAUUAUGAUCCUAAGGAACAACUUGAGACAAUCUUAAAAUUUCCUGGGACGGGUCACUUAGAGCAGAUGGAACAGACGUAUCGACCAGUGCUUACGCAAGUAUCGGCAACAUUCGCCAAAUCAAAUGACAAGGAAAAGCUGUAUCAAGAGUUCCGGAUGGUUGUUGGAUCUAUUGUCACCCUUGCUGAGCCGCUUUCUAGGAAGUCCCUUGCAGCCCUUCUGAACAUAUCUCCAGGUACAUUGAAGCUCCGCCUAAACCCAUUAUAUUCUGUCCUGCGAAUCCCUGAUGAUCUCGAAACACCGAUUCGGACUCUUCAUCUGUCCUUUCGCGAGUUCCUUUUAAGCGACAAACUUCAAGAUGAACCUUUCAGAGUAGACGGCCCGGCCACGCAUCGAAUGCUGGUGACGAAAUGUCUAGAAUUACUAUCAAGGUCUGACGGUCUGCAAGAGAACUUAUGUGGGCUUAAAUAUCCAGGUCAGCCACGACGAGAGGUUAACCGAACUAUAAUCGAUGAACGCCUUCCACCCGCUUUUCAGUAUGCAUGUCGGUACUGGGUAUAUCAUGUUCAACAUAGUAAGAUUUCGAUUCAUGACGAUGAUGAAGUGCAUGUGUUCUUGCAGAAGCACUUCCUACACUGGCUUGAAGCUCUAAGUCUAAUAGGUAGGAUCGCCGAAGUCAUUGGACAUGUGGGCGUCUUGCAAUCACUUAUGUCGGUGUACGAGUCAAUUCAGUUAUCAGCGUUUCUUGAAGACGCGCGACGCGUUAUCCUUGCGAACCGAUAUAUCACCGACCUUGCUCCCCUUCAGAUUCAUUCAUCUGCGAUGAUUUUCGCACCACAGACUAGUCUUGUGAGGAACAUUUGUGGACAGAUCCCAAUAUGGAUACGGAGGUGUCCGAUAACUCCAGUAAUGUGGAGUGCGGAGCUACAGAAGCUAGAGGGACACACUGAGUGGGUGACCGCGGUGGCCUUCUCGCCCGACGGCUCGCUGCUGGCCUCUGCGUCAGUCGAUCAGACCGUCAGGCUGUGGGACGCGAGCACGGGUCAAGAGGUGCGGAAGCUAGAGGGACACACUGAUUUUGUGAGCGCGGUGGCCUUCUCGCCCGACGGCUCACUGCUGGCCUCUGCAUCAGCCGAUCGGACCGUCAGGCUGUGGGACGUGAGCACAGGUCAAGAGGUGCAGAAACUGGAAGGACACACUCAUUCAGUGAGCGCGGUGGCCUUCUCGUCCGACGGCUCACUGCUGACCUCUGCAUCAGCCGAUCGGACCGUCAGGCUGUGGGACGCGAGCACAGGUCAAGAGGUGCGGAAGCUAGAGGGACACACCGAUUUUGUGAGCGCGGUGGCCUUCUCGCCCGACGGCUCACUGCUGGCCUCUGCAUCAGCCGAUCGGACCGUCAGGCUGUGGGACGUAAGCACAGGUCAAGAGGUGCAGAAGCUGGAAGGACACACUCAUUCAGUGAGCGCGGUGGCCUUCUCUACGGGUCAAGAGGUGCGGAAGCUAGAGGGACACACUGAUUUUGUGAACGCGGUGGCCUUCUCGUCCGACGGCUCACUGCUGGCCUCUACAUCAAACGAUCGGACCGUCAGACUAUGGGACGUGAGUAUGGGUCAAGAGGUGCGGAAGCUAGAGGGACACACCGAUUUUGUGAACGCGGUGGCCUUCUUCCCCGACGGCUCACUGCUGGCCUCUACAUCAGACGAUCGGACCGUCAGGCUGUGGGACGUGAGCACGGGUCAAGAGGUGCGGAAGCUAGAGGGACACACUAGUUUUAUAAACGCAGUGGCCUUCUCGUCCGACGGCUCACUGCUGGCCUCUGCAUCAGACGAUCGGACCGUCAGACUAUGGGACGUGAGCACGGGUCAAGAGGUGCGGAAGCUGAAGGGACACACCAGUUUUGUGAACGCGGUGGCCUUCUCGCCCGACGGCUCGCUGCUGGCCUCUGCAUUAGACGAUCAGACCGUCAGGCUGUGGGACGCGAGCACGGGUCAAGAACUCCAUAAAUUUCAGGAUAUAUCGUCUAUCACGACCAUCAAAUUUACAAUCGGCAAUAAGACUUUGCUCACUAAUCGAGGAGCUCUAUCUAUCGACGACCGAUUACUUCCUGAUAAGACUAUCAGGCCUUCAACCGAUGAAACUAUCAUGAUCAAAAAUGAGUGGAUUCAACGAGGUGCAUGCAAUCUCCUCUGGCUUCCCCAGGAGUAUCGCAGUGUUUAUUCAGCGCUCUACGGCAAUACGAUUGCCAUUGGCCUGAAUUCUGGCCAAGUCAGAUUUAUCCAGCUUAAUAUUUAA
Molecule: messenger RNA, 4230 nt
Organism: Cladophialophora psammophila CBS 110553
Lineage: Eukaryota; Fungi; Ascomycota; Eurotiomycetes; Chaetothyriales; Herpotrichiellaceae
Exons: 4
Coding region: 1-4230 (1409 amino acids)
Molecular function (GO): protein binding
Source: RefSeq, a predicted model, not a curated record